Messenger RNA from Rhipicephalus sanguineus (brown dog tick), 587 nucleotides. Its product is annotated as venom metalloproteinase antarease-like TtrivMP_A. Bases 60 to 587 code for a protein of 175 amino acids. NCBI's taxonomy places the organism in Eukaryota, Metazoa, Arthropoda, Arachnida, Ixodida, Ixodidae. The record is from RefSeq and is a predicted model, not a curated record. Gene Ontology annotation, molecular function: metallopeptidase activity. The transcript has 6 exons.
UCGACGGAGAAUCGUUAGAAGAAAACCUUUACCACGAAGUUCGUUCCUUCUCCUCUGUUAUGGUGUCACAAGAAAACGGACUGCAAGUGGAGGGUGUUUUAGGACCGAAGUUGAGAAUAAGACCAUCACUGGAGCACGCAAGGACAGCUGAAGGAAGCAUCGCUCAUAUCCUUUAUGAAGCUGCUGCCGAAACGGAAAGUGGAAGUGAGGGAGCCUUCACGCAAGCUUCAUUUAUUCUGUCUGAACGACAGGAAAAACAAGGUGACGCGACCACCCUGGUUCGUCCAGAGGUCUUGAUCGCUGUAGACAGCGCCUUUUCGAAGCAGUUUAAAAACCACAUGGAAAUCCUGAGAUAUCUGACCAUCUCUAUGAAUUCAGUGAACAUUAGGUAUCGGACCGUUACUAAUCUGAGGGUGCGACUGAAAUUAUGUGCCGUGGAAGUACUCACUGUAUACGAGGAACAUUUCUUGUACCAAGUGCAGAGUUACGUUGCUUCAAUCAGGUCGCUGGAGAGAUUAAGAGAUUAUGUUCAACAAUACUCGUACAAAUACCAUGAAUACGAUGUGGUAUAUUGCAUCACAGGGUAA